AGAGAGAGAAAGAGGGAGAGAGAGAGAGAGAGAAACUCCAGUCACACAGCCGAGGACCACGCGCUGCAGAAGACGGACGAAGGCACGCUCCUGGAGUCAGGUGUGCGCGGAUAUGCUCCAGGUACCAGGGACACUCAUGGUCGCUGGGUUAAAUGUGGAUGUACAGACUGACAGCAGAUAGUAUGCCUGCACAGGUGGCACAGCUCACGUGAUGUGGCACAAUAUGGCACGCGUAAAGAUGGGUGUCAUCGCUCUCUUGUGUCUUCCCACGUUUUUCUCCCGCGUCCUCGUACUGUCCCAAAUCAGCGGCCUCUAUGAGAGGUCAGUGGUACCUCGCGCCGCGCCCCGCCUUGUGGCUCGUAUGAACGGAGACGUAAUCAUCGGGGCGCUCUUCUCCGUCCACCACCAGCCAUCUGCAGAGAAAGUGGCUGAACGGAAGUGCGGGGACGUCCGUGAGCAGUAUGGGAUCCAAAGGGUAGAGGCCAUGUUCCAUACGCUGGACCGGAUUAACUCCGACCCAAACCUGCUCCCUAACAUCAGCCUGGGUUGUGAGAUCCGGGACUCAUGCUGGCACUCUUCUGUGGCCCUGGAGCAGAGCAUCGAGUUCAUCCGGGACUCCCUCAUUUCCAUAAGGGAUGAUAAGGAUGGGUCCAAGUGGUGUAUGGAUGGCACCUCAUCCAACCAGCCUCCACCCUCUAAGAAACCCAUCGCUGGAGUGAUCGGACCAGGCUCCAGUUCUGUGGCCAUUCAGGUUCAGAACUUGCUGCAGUUAUUCAAUAUCCCACAAAUUGCGUACUCUGCGACUAGCAUCGACCUGAGUGACAAGAGCCUGUUCAAGUACUUUCUGAGGGUCGUGCCCUCUGACGUCCUCCAGGCCCGGGCCAUGCUGGAUAUUGUCAAGCGGUACAACUGGACCUAUGUGUCUGCAGUACACACAGAGGGAAACUAUGGGGAGAGUGGCAUGGAGGCCUUCAAGGAGCUGGCCUCUCAGGAAGGUUUAUGCAUUGCCCACUCAGACAAGAUCUACAGUAACGCAGAGGAGAAGCAGUUUGAUCGCCUUUUGAGGAAACUACGGGAACGUCUGCCCAAAGCUCGUGUAGUAGUGUGUUUCUGUGAGGGCAUGACUGUCCGCGCUCUCCUGAUGGCCAUGAGGCGACUGGGUGUGUUUGGGGAGUUCCUCCUCGUUGGCAGUGAUGGAUGGGCGGACCGUUACGAGGUGGUGGAGGGUUAUGAGCAGGAAGCAGAGGGAGGAAUCACCAUGAAGCUGCAGUCAGAGGUGGUCAAAUCCUUCGAUGACUACUACCUGAAGCUGCGUUUGGACACCAAUAAAAGGAACCCCUGGUUCACUGAGUUCUGGCAGCAUCGUUUCCAGUGCCGCCUGCUGGGUCAUCCGCAUGAGAACAAGAACUACAAGAAAGUCUGCUCUGGAAGUGAAAGUCUGCAUGAAAACUAUAUUCAGGAUAGUAAGAUGGGCUUUGUCAUCAAUGCUAUCUAUGCCAUGGCUCAUGGCCUCCAUGAUAUGCACAAAGAGGUGUGCCCAGGGCAGACGGGGCUCUGUGAGGCCAUGGACCCUAUCGAUGGCAGCAAGCUUCUGGACUACCUCCUAAAGACAACCUUCAGAGGCGUCUCAGGGGAGGAGAUUUAUUUUGAUGAAAAUGGAGACACCCCAGGAAGGUAUGAUAUCAUGAAUCUACAGAAUGUGGGUGAUAGUCGCUAUGACUACUUAAAUGUAGGCUCCUGGCAUGAAGGCAUUCUGAGCAUUGAUGACAACAAGCUGUGGUUGAACAGCAGUGACAUGGUCCGCUCGGUCUGCAGUGAUCCCUGUUCUAAAGGACAGAUCAAGGUGAUCAGGAAGGGUGAAGUGAGCUGCUGUUGGAUCUGCACCACAUGUAAUGAGAAUGAGUUUGUCCAGGAUGAGUUUACCUGCAAGGCAUGUGAGCUGGGAUGGUGGCCUGAUGAUGACCUGGCAGGCUGCCAGCCCCUACCACUUAAGUAUCUUGACUGGGCCGAUGUGGAGUCCAUAGUCGCUGUCGCUUUCUCCUGCGUGGGCAUCCUGAUCACCUCCUUUGUCACCUUUGUGUUCAUUCAGUACCGUGACACACCUGUGGUUAAGUCCUCCAGCAGGGAACUCUGUUAUAUCAUCUUGGCUGGCAUUUUCCUGGGCUACAUCUGUCCAUUCACCUUAAUCGCACGCCCCACUGUGACUUCCUGCUACUUGCAACGACUUCUGGUGGGCCUUUCUUCAGCCAUGUGCUACUCUGCCCUGGUGACCAAAACUAACCGCAUUGCCCGCAUUCUGGCUGGUAGCAAGAAGAAGAUCUGCACCAGGAAGCCCCAUUUCAUGAGUGCCUGGGCUCAGGUGAUCAUUGCGUUUAUACUGAUCAGUGUGCAGCUAACUCUGGAGGUCACACUCAUCAUUCUGGAGCCUCCUGAGCCCAUCAAGUCAUACCCAAACAUACGUGAGGCCUAUCUUAUCUGUAAUACGAGCAACUUAGGCAUGGUGGCGCCACUGGGCUACAACGGCCUACUAAUCAUGAGCUGCACUUACUAUGCCUUCAAGACAAGGAACGUCCCAGUCAAUUUUAAUGAGGCUAAAUACAUUGCCUUUACAAUGUACACUACCUGCAUUAUCUGGUUGGCCUUUGUGCCCAUCUAUUUUGGUUCCAACUACAAGAUCAUAACCACAUCUUUCUCUGUCAGCCUGAGCGUAACAGUGGCACUGGGAUGCAUGUUCACACCCAAGAUGUACAUUAUCAUUGCCAAACCGGAGAGGAAUGUCCGAAGCGCCUUCACCACAUCUGAUGUGGUGAGAAUGCAUGUCGGAGAUGGAAAGUCUGCUCAGUGCGGGAGCAACAGCUUCCUCAGUAUGUUCCGACGGAAGAAGCCUGCAUCUGGCAAUACUAAUUCUAAUGGCAAGUCUGUGUCAUGGUCUGAAUCAGGUGCAAGACACCCUCCAAAGGGAGGGAGUGUAUGGCACAGACUGUCUGUGCAUGUGAGGAAACAGGAAGCCGGCUUGAAUCAGACUGCGGUCAUCAGGCCCCUAACUAACACCCCCGACCCCCACAGCUGUGAGCCCUCCACCUGCAACCUUGGCACAGACCUCCAUCCCCCUGAAGAACCGCCUGGCACUAAGCCUCUGUACAACCUGAUGGAGGAGGACGACGAGGGCGACGUGCAGCGCCCCCUUUGGACUCCGACUUGCUCUGGACAGAUGCAAGGCCUGGAGUCCGAUUUAGAUAAGAUGGCUUCUUAUUUGCCUUCUCACUUGAUGGGGCACACCACGGAGCACUUGCAGGGGGCUGUGGUGGACACACACAGCUCCCAUGUCCCUGCACUGAAAAACCACGCCGCCAGAGAGGCAGUCCUUGCCAAUGAGCCAUUGAGCUUGAUACCCUUUCCUUUGGCCCCACAAGUAGGGGUGUUUGAAGAGGAGGGGCCCGAGGACGAGGAACUGGACUUAUUGCAUAGCUACAUCUAUGAUGCCAAGGAGGAGGGGGAGGUUGGGGAAGGUGAGGAGUUAACUCAGAACAAGCCAACACUGGAGGAUUCUCGAGCUUUGUCUCCUCCUUCCCCCUUCAGAGACUCGGUAUGUUCGGAGGAGUCUGUCAGUGGCUCCCCCAUCAUCGAGUUCAUGCUCGGUGGCCCUACGAGCUCCAUCUACACCUCAAACAUCCUCCAAGACUUUGCACACAGCUCCUCAACACUGUGAGAGCAAAACGGGCACUGACACGGUAGCUGUCAGCACAACUGUACAUCACACAGGCAUGCAUUUCCACAUACAGAUACACAGACACACAAACAUAUGCAGACGCAUACAACAUAAUGUAACAGUAUUUACCUUAAGUUAUAACAUUUAUUUUUUGCUCUGUCUUUUGCUUGCUUGAAUUUAUUACCGUGCUUUUAACAGUAAGAGUUCAAUCCAAAAA
Messenger RNA from Monopterus albus (swamp eel), 3926 nucleotides. It is a transcript of the gene grm1a, whose product is annotated as glutamate receptor, metabotropic 1a. Gene Ontology annotation, molecular function: G protein-coupled receptor activity. Gene Ontology annotation, biological process: G protein-coupled receptor signaling pathway. NCBI's taxonomy places the organism in Eukaryota, Metazoa, Chordata, Actinopteri, Synbranchiformes, Synbranchidae. The transcript is spliced from 9 exons. Bases 212 to 3709 code for a protein of 1165 amino acids. The record is from RefSeq and is a predicted model, not a curated record. Gene Ontology annotation, cellular component: membrane.